AUGGCCCCAGCCGCGCAGAAACCACUCGUCGGCCACUUCGACUGGCCGGCCAUGAACCCACCCCAGAACUCGACCCGCCCGCUGCACCACACCCACUACGAGAGCCCCUUCCAGCAGGUCGACAUGCGCCCGGGCCCGCUGCAGUCCGCCGCCGCCUUUUUCUCCCGGCACUUCUCCCCUUCCCACUGCGCCCCCCAGCGGCCCGUCGUGCUCGCCGUGGUCCUGGUCGCCUGCGCCGUCGCCCUCGUGGCGCUGGCGCUGUCCCUGUGCAGCAGUGCCGGCAGGAGGAGGGGCGGCGCUGACCACCACCAGAGGCGGGAGCGCCUGUGCCGGCGCCACUGCUACUUUGACGACGAGGACGACGGCUGCGACGACCAGGACCAGGGGUUUGUGGUGUGCGAGAAGGAGGAGGGUGAGGGUCUGCUGGUGGUGUGGUCGUCUGAAACCCGGCGGGGAUCCGGGGCGGGUGCGGGUGACACUGGCGCUGGUGGUGGUGUUAGUGCCAAACCUGACCUGCCGCCGUUUCAUGUUUCUGUCGUCCGCUCGGGCUUGAUAUGA
Diaporthe batatas is the source of this 558-nucleotide messenger RNA. RefSeq lists its product as uncharacterized. The record is from RefSeq and is a predicted model, not a curated record. The transcript is spliced from 2 exons. NCBI's taxonomy places the organism in Eukaryota, Fungi, Ascomycota, Sordariomycetes, Diaporthales, Diaporthaceae. The coding region runs from base 1 to 558 and encodes 185 amino acids.